AUACAUAUUCUAAAUGUGUGUGCACAUUCAUUAUGUCCGUGUUCACAAUUAGUAAAUGUAUGUACACAUUUAUUAUACCUGUGUACACAUCUGAUUAAACGUGUACAUAUUCAUUAACCGUAUGUACAAGUCUAAAGAAACGUAAGCACAUUCAUUAAGUGUGUAUAUACAUCAGUUCAAACAUGUUCACAUACAUACCUCCAUCAAGCUUGUGUACACAUUUAGUUCAACGUGUACGCAUUCACCAAGUGUGUGUACACAUUGGAUUUAAGAUGUACACAUUCAUGAACUAUGUAUACAUAUUUAAUUCAUCAUGUACACAUUCAUUAAGCGUGUGAAAGCAUUCGAUUAAAGAUGCAUGAGUACAUUAUUAGCUUAAAAACGUAGCGAUAAACAUGCAAAGAAUAUUUAAAUCUAAGAUCAAUUAACAAAUUACAUUAUGCAUUCGAUUUUUUGUUGAUAUUUCUUUUAUUAUUUAUAAUUUUUUUUUUUCUAUUUAUUAUCCCUAGUGUGAUUUUCCUUGUUUUUUUCUGUUCAGUUUUUCUUCCUAUAAAUAUCAGUUACCACUGACACUUCGACCUCCACCUAUCUCGCCCUAUAUUCAUCUCUUCAUCAUCCACUAUCCCCCAUAUUCCUCUGUCACCAUCCAUAAUAAUUAUUCCCUACCAUCCAUUAUCCAUUAUCCCAUUCGCAUUACAUCUAACUACUCCCUCUGAUCCGCAGAUAAUGUCAUACUGGCUAAAGAUCUUGGCUCUUACCUGCGUCUACCCGGUGAUCUUGCUCUCAGCUAGACCAAGGGAGGUCUGGCCUCCCUUCAUCGCCACCUUCCACAGCCUCAAGCGAUGUCGAGUCAGAGGUUACCUACAAGACCACGAGGCCGACCUUGACCUCUCCAGUAUCGGCGUCGGUGGGGGAGGAGGAGGCGUCGGAGGAGGAGGAGGAGGAGGAGGAGGAGGAGGUGUGAUGGGCAGCGUGAGCGUGGGCGUAAGCGAGGGGUCUCUGCGGAAGUCGAGGAGGAUUUCAAGGGCGUCUCACGUGACCGACUCGACUGUGGUCUCAGCCUCACCCUCGCACUCGACCAAAGAGACGUGCCCGCCCUCCACCGUCAGUAGGCUGUAGGAGGCCUUGUAGAAGAGGAGGAGGAGGAGCGAGAGAGUGAGUGAGUGAGUGAGUGAGUGAGUGAGUGAGUGAGUGAGUGAGUGAGUGAGUGAGUGAGUGAGCGAGUGAGAGAUAGAUAGAUAGAUAGAU
Messenger RNA from Penaeus chinensis, 1248 nucleotides. Its product is annotated as dachshund homolog 1-like. The record is from RefSeq and is a predicted model, not a curated record. NCBI's taxonomy places the organism in Eukaryota, Metazoa, Arthropoda, Malacostraca, Decapoda, Penaeidae. The coding region runs from base 727 to 1119 and encodes 130 amino acids. The transcript is spliced from 2 exons.